Molecule: messenger RNA, 8391 nt
Organism: Pogoniulus pusillus (Red-fronted tinkerbird)
Lineage: Eukaryota; Metazoa; Chordata; Aves; Piciformes; Lybiidae
Exons: 2
Coding region: 5287-6213 (308 amino acids)
Source: RefSeq, a predicted model, not a curated record
UGUCCCCUUCUUCUGUCCCUGGCUGCCUGGCAGCAGAGCCCAACCCCACCUGGCUACAGCCUCCCUGCAGGCAGCUGCAGGCAGCAAUGAGCUCUGCCCUGAGCCUCCUCUUCUCCAGGCUAAACAAGUUCAAGAUCACCCAGUUCCAACCCCCUGCCAUGGACACCUCCCACCAGCCCAGGUUGCUCAAGACCUCAUCCAGCCUGGCCUUGAACACUUCCAGGGAGGGGACAUCCACAGCCUCUGUGGGCAAUCUGUGCCAGCCUCUCCUCACCCUCACUGUGAAGAAUUUCCUCCUCCUCUCCAGACUUAGUCUGUGCUCCUCAAGCUCCAAUCUGUUGCCUCUCCUCCUGUCUCUACAAGCCCUAAGCCAUGGUGUGGAUGUGAGCCUUGAAGAGGCAGGCAGAGGCUUUGCUGCUUGGCCACAGAGAGGUUUUCUCAGCAGCAGCCCCUGCUUGGCUCCCACAGACCUCGGCUAAAGCCCCCAGAUUCUCCCUGGCACUGCUUGUCCAGAGCAAGAGCAGGCAGGGGCAGCAGUGAGGGCCUGAAGUGCAGGAGCAGGUCCAGAGGAGGGCCAGGGAGAUGAUCAGAGUGGAAGGGAAGCUCUGAGCGUGGGCAAGCAGGCUGCUGUGCAGCUGAGAGCUGGCAGAGGGCUUUGUGCCAGGGCUGGUUGGCUUCUCCCCUGGCAUGGCAGCUCCAGGCUCUGGCCAGCAGCUGCUGCAGGCGUGGGCACCGCAGGGCACAGCAGCCAGGGCAGAGAGGGACGAGUGUGCAUAAGCAGCUAGGGGCCAAGGAUACAGGGACUGGGAGAGGAGGGAACGAGCUCCAGAGCUCCCAGAGGGCUUGUUUGCAGUCCUGCUGCACCCUCAGCAGUGCCCCAGGUCCCUGCCUGCUGCUGUGCACCAGGAGCUGUGUCCUCUGGCACCAGCAGAUGCCACAGCAGGCAGGAUUUGCCUGCCUCUUCCCAGGCAGACACAACCAACACAUGGGGUGUCCCCUGACAGCAGCUGCCAGGCUGCCUGCAGCCUCGAAGUGCUUUCCUAGAAGAGGCAUUGCUCAGAGGGCACCCAGCUGCCCUUGCCAAAGUGAGUGCUGCCAGGCAUGGGCCCUGGCCAGCUGGCAAGGCAGCAGUGCCCCAGCAGUAAGCACCUGAGAGAAGCAGCAGCAGCAGCAGCCUGCCUAACCACAGCCAGCAGCAAACACUUCUGCCCACCAGCAGACAGCAGAGGCUUCACUAAGAGCCAGCAUUUCUCCCUUGGUACCAUGGGGCCUCCUCUCCCUGGGCACACUGGCAGAGGAUUAGGUUUGCUCAGGGCCAUGGGGCCUCCUCUCCCUGGGCACACUGGCAGAGGAUUGGGUUUGCUCAGGGCCAUUAGGGCAACAGAGCAGGAGCAGUGCCCAAGGGAAGGCAGAAGUGAUCUGAAGUGCCAGCAAGGGCUGCCUUGGCGAGCUGGCACCUGGGGCCGUGGUUUGGUGGCCUUGGUGUGUUGGGCUGGUGGUUGGACUGGGUGAGCUCUCAGGGCUUUGGUUCUGUGUUUGCUGCUGUGAGCUCUGCUGGGGACAUAAACUUGUGGAAGCAAAAAGAGGAGGAGCUGAAGGGCUCCACCUGGCAGCAGCAGUAAAAGCCCAAAGCCCCCAGGGUGAGAGCUGCUCAGAUGGCAGAGCAGAAGUGCUCAUCUCUGAGGAGCUACUCCAGGGUUACUACACCCUGUACUGCUGGUCACAUUGGGUGCUUCUGAGCAACCUGGGGCUGGUGGGAGAUGUCCUUGCCCACAGCGGUGGGCCUGGCACUGGAUGAUGUUCGAGGUCCCUUCCAACCCAACCUGUGCUGUGUGUCUGUGGUGCUGUGGUACCAGAGGCAGCCAGCAGACCAAGGGUGGCUCCCAGCAAGGAUCAGCUGCCAGGCAGUGUCUUGUGAGCAUUACCUUUCCUGAGCUGUUUGUCUGCUUUAUGAGGCAGCAGAGCACAAAUAUUCCAUCCUCUGCCUUCUGAGAGGUUUUGGUGCUUUGGCUUUUAUUCUCCCCCCCCUCUUUGCUGCUUGACUUUUAGAAGCUUUAAUUUGGAAUAGCCUUUACAUUUCCUCAUGUCUGUGAGUCUCACCUCUGUGCCACUGAGAGUCAAGGCACAUACCAGAGAAGCAGCUGGGCAGGAAACUUGAGGCCAUCUGCUCAGCAUUAAUUGCAUGUAUCCCUCAAACCCCCUAGCAUCUGUUUGGAUGUCUCAGGACACAUCUGCUGCACCACUGCAGAGGGAGGGCUUUGGUUUGGGCUUGGGGUGGUUUUCUUUGUCAGUCACUGAAAAUGGCCAAGCCACAAGCUGGUCAGACAGGCAAGCAAAGGCAUCUGGGCAGGCUUGGAGAGCUGGGGGCAAAGGGGAACCCAAAUGAGGUUCAGCAAGGGUAAGGGCAGAGUGCUGCGCCUGGGCAGGAACCACAGCAGGCACCAGGACAGGUUAGGGAUUGACCUGCUGGAAAGCAGCUCCCUGGAGAAAGACCUUGGGGUCCUGCUGGGCAGCAGGGUGCCCUUAGGGCACAUCAAGAGUGAGGUCAGGUCAAGGGAGGUUCUCCUGCCCCUCUGCGCUGCCCUGGUGAGACCACACCUGGAGUAUUGUGCCCAGUUCUGGGCUCCCCAGUUCAGGUUGUGCCAGGGCAGGUCUAGGCUGGAAGUUAGGAGGCAGUUCUUGCCAGAGAGUGAUUGGCACUGGAGUGGGCUGCCCAGGGAGGUGGUGGAGUGCCCAUGGCUGGAGGUGUUGCAGCCAAGGCUGGCUGGGGCACUUAGUGCCAUGGUCUGGUUGGUUGGGCAGGGCUGGGUGCUAGGCUGGGCUGGGUGAGCUUGGAGCUCUCUGCCAGCCUGCUGCAUUCUGUGGUUCUGUGAUCCUAAGAAGCACAGGGAAAUGUUAGAGAGUGUCCAGCAGAGGCCACCAGGGUGCUAAAGGGGCUGCAGCCUCUGUGGGGUGAGGGAAGGCCUGGGGCUGCUUAGCCUGGGGAGAGAAGGCUGAGAGGGGAUCUGAGCAGUGUUUGCAAGUGCUGGAGGGGGUGGAGGUCAAGAAGGGACAGGCUCUUUCUAAGGUGCCCAGUGACAGGGGAAGGGGCAGUGGACACAGAGGGCAACCCAGGAAGAGCCUACUCAACAUGAGAAGAAACUUCUGUGGUGUGAGGGUGCAGCCCUGGAACAGGGAGGGAGGGAGGGAGGAAGGAGGAUUUUUGCCCAUUUUCCUCGAUGUGCACCCAGUAGGAGGCAAGGACCAGCCCCCUGCCCCCCGAGAAGUGUCACUGUGAGCUUCCUUUUUGUGGCAGAGAUCCUUUCUCAAGGUCUUUGCUGCUGCACAUGGCAGGCUGCUUCCCACUGUCAGCUGGCUGAAGUGUGUGCUGAGUGCUGACAGCCAGGAUGAAGUCAGCAGCAAGUGGUGAUGCGAGAUGCUUGCUGGUGGCUGGAGAGCAGGACUGGAAGGCACAGAUUUGGGAGGCCUGAGCUUUCUCAGUGCUGCAGGGCAGGUGCAUCCCACAGCAGGCUUGACUGAGAGAAAUAUGGCAGCAGGUCUGUGCUGCCUGCCUGCCUGCCUGGGGUGACCCUGAGCCGCUGAGAGGACCCACGGAGGCUGGGCGGAGGGAGGAGGGAGGGGAGCCCCGGGCAUGGCUCUGACUGCAGCAUGCUGCAGCAGGCACCUGCACCCACACCUCCGGGGGUGGCUGGGGGAGGGAUGCUCCUCAGUCCCAUGCUCUGAAGAGGGAGUGAGGCCCAGAGGUGUGCUCCUCUGCUCGGGAGGCUUCCAGCUUCCUCCCGUGCAAAGAGCCUCUGCAGAGCCAAGCUGCAGCCUCACACUUGGCCCCAGCUGUAGGGCAAGUCCUGCUCUGGGGCUGAACUGCACAGCUGCUGAACAGCCACCACUGCUGCUGGCACCAGACUGGGCAGCACUGAUCUGCUGGAGGGUGGGAAGGCUCUGCAGAGGGGUCUGCCCAGCCUGGAUCUGCCACUGAGGUUAGCUGGAGGAGGCUCCACCAGGCCAAGUGCCAGGUCCUGCACUGGGGUCACAACAAGCCCAGGAGCACUCCAGGCUUGGGGCAGAGUGGCUGGAGACUGCCCAGCAGAAAAGGGGCUGGGAGUGCUGGUUCACAGCUGGCUGAGCAGCAGCCAGCAGAGUGCCCAGGUGGGCAAGAAGGCCAACAGGCAUCCUGGCCUGGCUCAGCAGGGGUGUGGGCAGCACAGGUGGGGCAGUGAUAGUGCCCCUGUGCUGGGCACUGGUGAGGAACCCUGGAGUCCUGGGCUGGCUUUUGGGCCCCUCACUCCAAGAGGGACCCUGAGGGGCUGGAUGGUGUCUGGAGAAGAGCAGUGAAGCUGCUCCUCUGCAGCUGUAUGUUGAAGGAGUUUAUGGAACCCACAGCCCAGAGAUCCUGGGCCCCUGGGGGCCAAGGAGGGGGCAGUAGGGGACAAGAGGACAAAGCCUGGGCAAAGGCAGAAGUCAAGCAGCAGUGCAGAGUGUCCAUGAGUGAGAAGGGGGAAGAGGAAGGCUCCUGUGAGCCUCUGCCUGGAGACCCAGCGGGGCUGGUGCCAGCUCUGGCAAGGCUUGGAGCUGAGUGUGCUUUGCACAGGUAGGGAUGAGACUUCACUCAGGCGGGGGGCAGGGACAUUAUCUGUGGGUAGAGCUGGGAGGGCCAGCAGAGAGAGCAAAGCUUUGGUUGUCAUCAGCUCCAGUGAGCAGCUGCACUCCCAGGCUGCAGGGGAGCAGGAAGAAGCCCCUGGGGAUGAGGGCAGAGACAUCAUUUAACCUGCAGCAUCACCACAGCCCAAGCAGAGGGGCAGGGCUGGCUUUAGCACACAGCCCAGCACCUCGGCUGGCCCUGCUGGCCCUUAUCUGCCUCACGCCGCUGGGCAGGGACCAGCUCUGCUCAUCCUCCCCUGGGGGCACAGGCUGGGAGCUUUCCGGGGCUGCCGCUGCUGGCUCCAGCAGUACACCUGCUGGGCUCUGCUGCUGCAGAAGCGAAGAUCCUGCUGUGCAGGGCAGGAUGAGACCCAGCCAGCCCAGCUACAGCCCUCUGAACGGGGGCAGAAAGGCCCCGCGGAGGGCAGAGGUGAGCCUGACCCUGCAGCCCUGGCACAGCAGGGGACUCCUGUGCUCCUCUGCAGCCAGGCUGAAGUGGGGGUGCCACAGAGCCAGGCUGAAGUGAGGGAGCUGCAGAGCCAGGCUGUGGCACUUUGUGGGGAGCAAACUCGUGUGCUUUUCUGAAGUGAGCUUUCCCCACUGGCUGGUGCCCUGAGGGCACAGCCCCUGGCACUCUGCACGCUGAGGAUGAUAAGUCAUAGAGUGCAUUGGGUUGGAGGGGGCCCUAGAAGGUCAUUUUGUCCACCCCCUCCUCCCUGCGGUGAGCAGGGACUAGGUCAGGUUGCUCAGGGCCACAUCAGGCUUGACGUUGAAUGUCUCCAGGGGUGGGGCCUCCAGCACAUCUCUGCCUCCAGCACACCUCUGCCUCCAGCACCUCUGCCUGCAGCACUCCUCUGCCUGCAGCACUCCUCUGCCUGCAGCACUCCUCUGCCUCCAGCACAUCUCUGCCUCCAGCACACCUCUGCCUCCAGCACCUCUGCCUGCAGCACUCCUCUGCCUCCAGCACGUCUCUGCCUGCAGCACUCCUCUGCCUCCAGCACAUCUCUGCCCCCAGCACAUCUCUGCCUCCAGCACUCCUCUGCCUGCAGCACUCCUCUGCCUCCAGCACGUCUCUGCCUGCAGCACGUCUCUGCCUCCAGCACCUCUGCCUGCAGCACUCCUCUGCCUGCAGCACGUCUCUGCCUCCAGCACUCCUCUGCCUCCAGCACGUCUCUGUCCCCAGCACAUCUCUGCCUCCAGCACUCCUCUGCCUCCAGCACUCCUCUGCCUCCAGCACUCCUCUGCCUCCAGCACGUCUCUGCCCCCAGCACGUCUCUGCCUCCAGCACUCCUCUGCCUCCAGCACAUCUCUGCCUCCAGCACAUCUCUGCCUCCAGCACUCCUCUGCCUCCAGCACUCCUCUGCCCCCAGCACCACUUCUUCACUGCUGGCUCCGGCAGGAGCGGGCAGGGGAAGCUGCGGCGCCGCACACGACUGGGCUGGCAGCCCAGCACACAGAGCCUACCUGGGCAACCACUGGCAUCGGCUGCCAAGAGCAGGACAGGCCCCAGCAGCCACAGCCCACUCCCAGCAUUGCAUUCCUGGUAUUCCCUUAUCACUUUGUUGCUGGAAUUGAGAUGCUAAUCUGGAGCUAUCGCUGCUGCGCCGAGCGCUCACUCCCUGCACCAGCAGCUGCGUGGGUGGCAGGAUGGGGAGCAGGGUUGAAGCAUGCCCUGGGAAGGCCCUGUCACGGUGGCCCUGUGCCAGUUGGAGGUUCCCACCAGCUGCAAUCGAUCAGCAGGGAGAGGGCUUGGGAGACACAGGCUGUGGGGUGUGACUCUCAAGCCCUUCUGGAGCCUGCCCUCGCAGUGCACACCUGUGUCCCGGUGACUGUGCCCCACUGUGAGGCCUUGAGCCACCCAAGGCUGCAGGACAGAAGUGACUCUUGCCCCUUUUCAAGACCUGCCACUGCCAGACCUGCUCUGCCACCUGGGAGCAGCAAAGUGCAGAGCAGAGCUGACCAGAGCUAGAAUCUGAAGUAUUCAGCUUGCAUUUUGCACUUAGCAAAGGUAUCAGAGUGCAGCAAAGCACAGGACCACAUCUGUGAUUGGUUGGAAGGGACCCUGGUUGGAAGGCACCCUCCAAAGCCAUCUUGGCCAACCCCCCCCUGCAGUCAGCAGGGACAUCUUUAGCUCAGAGUGCUCAGGGCUCCAUGGAGUCUGACCUCAGAUGUCUCCAGGGAUGCAAUCUCCAUCCCAUCACAGCUCCACCACACCACAGUGAAGGAAAUCCCAUGGGAAUGAGCAUUUCCCCACCUCUGGGUCGAAGGAGGGAGGUGCUGCUGUGCCAUGUGAGAGAGGUUGUAGAGCUGCCUUUUGGAGCUGCUCUGGAUCGACUCCAGAUCUGGAUUCACACUGGGUUACAGACUAGCCCAGAGCAGUGGGCUCUGGCCCAGCUGGGCAGGCUGCUCGUGGGACACAGAGUCCUUCCCUCCUGGGUCACUGAAUCAGCCCAGAGCAGCAGUGGCCAAACGUUGCUGCAGCCUAAUAGCUGUGUAAUAAGCUCUGAGAAGAGAACCUGGAAGUCCUCCUCCUCCACCACCUCCUGUUUCAAUUACAGCAGCCUUUGUUGGCUGUCUCAGCAAAACAGCUCAGCACUGCAUGCUCCCCAAAGUGGGGGCUGCCUGGAGAAGUGGGGGCAGGUGGCAGCCAAACCUCCCUUCAGGUAGCUGUUGAGAUCAGUGAGCUCUGCCCUGAGUCUCCUCUUCUGCAGGCUGCACACUCCCAGCUCUCAGAGCUCAUUGAGGCUGUAGCCAGGUGGGGUUGGGCUCUGCUGCCAGGCAGCCAGCACCAGAACAAGGGGACACAGCCUCAAGCUGUGCCAGGGCAGGUCUAGGCUGGAUGUUAGGAGGAAAUUGUUGUCAGAGAGAGUGAUUGGCAUUGGAAUGGGCUGCCCAGGGAGGUGGUGGAGUGCCCAUGGCUGGAGGUGUUGCAGCCAAGGCUGGCUGGGGCACUUAGUGCCAUGGUCUGGUUGGUUGGGCAGGGCUGGGUGCUGGGUUGGGCUGGCUGAGCCUGGAGCUGCUGGACUCUGUAAUUCUGUGAUUUUGAUCUUGGCCCAGUGAUGAAAACAAAUCCCUCUGAAGGGUUUGCAGCUCCAGUGUGAGGGAGGAAGGACAAUGCUGCUUUCAUCCUGCUUCAUUUUGGGUUUGGCCUUCUUUUUGAUCCUUCCUCUCCCAGUGUCAGCUCCAGUUAGCUGGCCCAAAACAGCCAAGCCCCAAAGUGACCUCGAAGCAGCUUCCUGGUGGUUGUUGGGGCUUUUUUCUGCCUUCCCGGGAGGAAUAUUUUCAUCUGUCUUUCUGGGUGUGGACAGAAGUUUUGGCAGCACUUUGCUGAGCCCAAGCCUGGCUUGUGACUCAUGCAGCAGCCAGGCCAGCACACCACACUGCCUGCAGGGCACUGUGCAGCUCACAGCAGCAGAUGGCAUCAGCUGGGGGCUGCCUGCUGCGGGCACUCACCAGAGCCCUGCGGCUCCAUCCCCGCUGAGCCGCCAGCAGGAGUUGGAGCUGUUCAGCUUGGAGGGGAGAAGGCUCUGGGAAGAGCUUAGAGCAGCCUUCAGGUGCCGAAAGGGGGCUGCAGGAGAGCUGGGGAGGGACCUGGGAUAAGGGCUGGGAGUGCCAGGACAGCUGGGAGUGGAUUGAAGCUGGGGGAGAGAGGACUGACAGUGGAGAUGAGGGAGAAGUUCCAUACAGUGAGGGUGGCACAGGUUGAGGGUGCUGAGACCCUGGCACAGGUUGAGGGUGGUGAGACACUGGUAC